UUAUCCCUCCCAUUGGCUGCAGCCGGAUGCUCAGUGUUCCUCCGCUUUUCUCAAACCUCAAAUUGCAACUGAGCAGAUGGAGGUCCACAGCGCAGCCUUCCAGGAGACCAUUCACCUGUAGAUAUUUGAAACCAGUCCGGUUCAGCCUCGCGCGGGCUGCUGACCCAUCUGCAGACUCCUCCAGCUCUCCUCGCUCCGCUGCGCUCUGGCUGGAAAUAACUUCAUCACAGCAGGUUAUUUUUAUCGGGCAACUGUCGCCGUGCGCUGCGCUUCAACGCCAGACUGCGGGCUGUGCUUGGAUGGAGGGAUGUCGGCAUGGCUUGCACCAGGAGAACAAAAACUUUGGUGUCCACAUGCGUGAUCCUGAGUGGCAUGACCAACAUCAUAUGCCUCCUCUAUGUGGGAUGGGUGACUAACUACAUCGCAAACAUUUACAUCAAGGUCCCGAUGCCCGUAGCCGAGAGGAACUCUGAAGUUGACAAAAGGGGUGACACUCUCCGCAUCAUGGAGCGCCUGGAUCGGCUGGAGACUGUGGUGAAGCAGCACAUUCAAGAGACACCGGGGAAGGAAGAGGACAGUCAGGCAGACACAUCAUUCUCUGACUCGUCGCUCUUCACACACUGGGGUCAGGAACUCAACUCAGAUGACCGUCGGGUGGCCCUCAAGAUGUUUCAGUACUAUGGAUAUAACACCUACCUCAGUGACCGUUUGUCACUAAGCAGGCCAAUACCUGACCUUAGGCCUGAUGGGUGCAGAAACAUUACGUACCCUCUGAGCCUUCCUCAAGUGAGCAUCGUCUUCAUUUUUGUGAAUGAGGCUCUGUCUGUCAUCCUGCGGUCCAUUCACUCUGCCAUCAACAGAACGCCCUCCCACCUUCUGAAGGAGAUCAUCCUGGUGGACGACAACAGCAGUAACAAUGAGCUGAAGGAAAAGCUGCAGGAUUUUGUUUCUGAGACAAACAAACAACGACCAGGGUUCAUCAAGGUGGUGCGACACGACAAGCAGGAAGGCCUGAUCCGGUCCAGAGUGAGUGGAUGGAGAGCGGCCACCGCCCCGGUUGUUGCCCUGUUUGAUGCCCACGUCGAGUUUAAUGUUGGCUGGGCUGAACCUAUUCUGCAGAGAAUUAAAGAAGACAGAACCCGCAUCAUAUCCCCAUCAUUUGAUAACAUCAAGUAUGACACAUUCGAGAUUGAAGAGUAUCCGCUGUCUGCCCAGGGCUUUGACUGGGAGCUGUGGUGUCGCUACCUCAACCCCCCCAAGUCCUGGUGGCAUAAAGGGAGCAAGAAUGCACCCAUCAAGAGCCCGGCCCUGAUUGGUUGCUUUGUGGUGGACCGGCUGUACUUUGAGGAGAUCGGAUUGUUGGAUGAAGGAAUGGAAGUUUAUGGAGGAGAAAAUGUGGAACUGGGCAUCAGGGCGUGGCAAUGUGGGGGCAGUGUGGAGGUCCUGCCGUGUGCACGGAUCGCCCACAUCGAGCGUGCUCAUAAACCCUACACUGAGGAUUUGACCUCCAAUGUGCGGCGAAAUGCCCUCAGAGUCGCAGAAGUCUGGAUGGAUGAGUUCAAAAGCCACGUUUACAUGGCAUGGAACAUUCCAAUGGAGGACUCUGGGAUUGAUAUUGGCGACAUUUCUGAAAGGAAGGCAUUGAGGAAGAGGCUUCAGUGCAAGACGUUCCGUUGGUACCUUGUCAACAUCUACCCGGAGAUGAGGAUGUACAGCGACACCAUCGCAUAUGGAGCACUAAAAAACUCUCUGAAGAGCGACCUGUGUCUGGAUCAGGGGCCAGAUGGAGAUAACGUCCCCAUCUUGUAUCUCUGUCACGGUAUGACACCACAGAAUGUGUACUACACCCGUACUCAGGAGCUGCACAUCGGGCUUCUCAGUCCCACCAUUGAUGAUGACGACAACAAGUGCCUGGUGGACGUGAACGGCAAGCCGCGCCUCACUGAGUGCAGCUACGCUGCAGCCAAGCGCAUGAAGCUCCACUGGCUCCUGACUCAGGGAGGAUCCAUUCAAAACAAGAAGUCAAAGAGAUGCCUGGAGCUCGUAACAAGCAACAGCAAUGAGUUUGGCUUCCAGCUGGCUCUACAGAAAUGCACUGGACAGAAAUGGUUCAUCACAAACGUGCUGUUCAGCAAUUUGCUAUGAUCCACUGUUGAAAGAAACGUUGAAUUUGAUGAUAUGUAGACAAGAUGAACCCUUUUGUUUUGCUCUAUACUUGCAUACAAAUUGCUGCCGAGUGGAAGAAUAAGUAUCAGGAGAAUGCUGCAUGGUUGAGCAGGUUUGUUCUGAGUGACACAAUGUCCUUUAAUAGGCAGUAGACAUUUCAUUCUGAAUGUUAAACAUUUCAUUUAAACAGUGGGAUUGGCCUUUUUUGCAGAUUUUACUAGUCUUAAGUAUGCUUGUGCAGAACACAAUGCACUCAGAAUUUUGUUGACUGAAAAGACCUAAAAAAAAGGGGUGGUUAUUUUUUACUGGGUUUAAAUUUCGCUACUGUGUAGCGAUUUUUUCUGAAUUUGCCCCUGCUGUAAUUAUCUUCUGUUAGUGUCUCAGGUUUGUACGGUUGUUAUACAACGCAGCUGAACAGCUGUGGGGGAAAAAAUGAAAUAAACUGGAAAUAAUAUUUUCAAAAAUGUACAUUUUUGAAAUAUUUUGAAUUUUUGUCAGUAAAAAGACUGAUACUAACUUCUCUGGACCAAUGUUUAUUUAUUUAUUUUUUUUAUUGACUUCUAUGAUCACAAAGGAUCAGUGUUUCAAACAUAUUCCCAUGGGAUUAAACCUCCAGGAAUGGAUCUUGAUACAAAAAUUGGGUAAUUUAAACCAAAUUUGAUCUAGCAGAUUUUGAUUUGGUGAUCCGAUUCUGCCUUUAUUCCAUAUUAAAGACCUGUGUUAAGUAUUUUUAAACUUUAGAUUGAAUACUGGAUUAGUUUGAUCCUUAAAAUGAGGAUUAUUAUGAUUCCUGCUGAGAGCAGGAGUUGAAGCUGAUCUGGUGUUUGUUCUUUCUCUAAAAAAUUAACGUUGAAUCAGGUUCCAGAAAAAAAUAAUUACACUUUGUUAUACUAAAAAUAAAGAUUUAAGUUGGUUUUUAACUUUUUUUCUUUGACAGUUAUUAAUUGCAACCAUACUAGACAAUGGAGUGGUUGAUAAAGAGCAGUGACAGACCAUUGUGCUGGAAGUGGCAGUAACAAGGCAGCACCAGGAAGAAAUAAAAUGAGAAACUGGAGAAAUACGAGGGAUGUAGGGAAGAAGUGACUGCCUGGAAAGUGAAGGUAUAAAUGGUACCCCUGGUAAUCAGAACACCCAAGGCAACAACAACUCCCAAACUGGAGAGACUACAGCAGAUCCCUGGAAAAACCUCAAAAAUUUCAGUCCAGAAAAGCGCAGUGCUAGGACCAGCAAAGAUAUUGUGCAGGAUUCUCCAGCUACUAGGCUUCUGGUAGAGGACCCGAGCUUGAAGGAGAAACCACCCACUAUUUCACUGCUGAUGUAGUAACUGAAUUUAUACUUCUUGUUUUUAAAUGAUUUUAUUUCUUUAAUAAAGACAGUUUUUUUAUUUCAAUCUUUUAUUAGAUGUAAAAUUAAUAAAUCAUCAUUGAUAUACAAAGAUCAAAAAUGUAUACAUAAAAAAAUAUUAACAGAAAAGCAUUACAGGGGAAACUCAGAACACAACUUUAGACAAAAUGUAGAAUCCUAUUUUAAAAGGUCCUGGACUAGUGGGUUCUGCUAUUUUCUGAGGAUUUGUCAAAGGUCAUUUGUGCAUAUUUCAGUGUUAAAAAAAAAAAAACAUACACA
Molecule: messenger RNA, 3789 nt
Organism: Oryzias melastigma (Indian medaka)
Lineage: Eukaryota; Metazoa; Chordata; Actinopteri; Beloniformes; Adrianichthyidae
Gene: galnt18b
Product: UDP-N-acetyl-alpha-D-galactosamine:polypeptide N-acetylgalactosaminyltransferase 18b
Exons: 11
Coding region: 316-2145 (609 amino acids)
Cellular component (GO): Golgi apparatus
Source: RefSeq, a predicted model, not a curated record